This is a messenger RNA of Indicator indicator, 2531 nucleotides long. RefSeq names its product calcineurin like EF-hand protein 1 (gene CHP1). Bases 91 to 678 code for a protein of 195 amino acids. Gene Ontology annotation, molecular function: calcium ion binding. The transcript is spliced from 7 exons. NCBI's taxonomy places the organism in Eukaryota, Metazoa, Chordata, Aves, Piciformes, Indicatoridae. The record is from RefSeq and is a predicted model, not a curated record.
UUGGGGUGGUUGUGAUACAGCUGUCGCUGUUCGGCUGUGUGACUCUCCUCGACGCGAAGUGUCGCCUUUCCACCCAAGCCCGGCGCGGCGAUGGGUUCCCGGGCAUCCACACUGCUGCGGGACGAAGAGAUUGAAGAGAUCAAGAAGGAGACGGGCUUCUCCCACAGUCAAAUCACCCGUUUGUACAGUCGCUUCACCAGCCUAGACAAAGGAGAAAAUGGCACUCUGAGCCGUGAAGACUUCCAGCGGAUUCCAGAGCUUGCCAUCAAUCCACUGGGAGACAGAAUUAUCAAUGCUUUCUUUCCAGAAGGAGAGGACCAGGUGAAUUUCCGUGGAUUCAUGAGGACGCUGGCCCACUUCCGACCCAUAGAAGACAACGAAAAGAGCAAAGACCAGAACGGUCCAGAACCAUUGAACAGCCGAAGUAACAAGCUCCACUUUGCUUUUCGGUUAUAUGAUCUGGAUAAAGAUGACAAGAUUUCCAGGGAUGAGCUUCUUCAGGUAUUACGGAUGAUGGUUGGUGUAAACAUUUCAGAUGAGCAGCUGGGCAGCAUUGCUGACAGGACAAUCCAGGAAGCUGACCAAGAUGGAGACAGUGCCAUCUCCUUUGCAGAGUUUGUGAAGGUUUUGGAGAAGGUGGAUGUAGAGCAGAAAAUGAGCAUUCGAUUUCUUCACUGAUGGAUGGAGAACCUUUUCGUUUCUACCCCUACUACGUAAUGAAUAGAACUUCAUUUUCUCCUUAGCACGUUGCCCCAGAGCAUUGCUACUGGUGAAUAAUACAUCUCCAACCCCUACCUGAUUUGUUCUACCAAUGUGAACAUUCCCUGUGCAUCAGGAACAAAGGGAAAUGGCUGCCCUACAACUUGGAAAGGAGCAUUUUAAACAAAAAUAGUGAUUUCCUCCCAUUUUUUUACCCUUUCUCCCUUGUCUCUUCUUGCACUACGGUUUCAGCCAAAAUGUCUCUCCUUAUGUACUGCUGUUUAAUCUACAAACUGAUUCUUCUGAGCUCUGAAUCUGAGAAUGGGAAAACGGGAACACACCACAGAAGUGCCCUCUGAAACAUUGUGGAGACAAGCAUCUACUCAAGUACUAGGUGCAGUGAUAAUGAUUCACUUCUGCUUCCAGUAGUAACACUACAUGACAGCUGCCUUUUUUUGUCCCCAUUUGGCUCUUUAUAUGCAGAUUUUAUUUCUUCAUUGCUUCCAAAUCUGCCUUCUACUUGGACUUCUCAAUUUCCAUGGCUUCAUUGUACAACUAGCACUGAAUGCAUGAUGAUAACCUAGAGUACUUCAGCGUACUGUGAAUAGAUUUUAUUUGUGGUGGGAUGAAUUCACAGGGACAAUAGAUUCUCAUCUGUGGUGAAGACAGGCUGUGGUAUCCUCAAAAGGAAUAGGAAUUCUGCACUAAGAAAUUUAAACUGUUCCAGUAACAGAUGCAGAAACUUGUUUUGUUCCUUUGAAUAGCUUGUGGGCUUGCUAGUUAGUGGACUAUCAAGUGCCCUCUCCAGGUUGCUUUGCUCUAGGAUCCCUCCUCAUCAGGAUGGUUUUGCCUCUGAAAGUAUAAACUUGUUUACCAGUGUACAUAAUGCAAGAAAACCAGUCAUGCCAAAAUCUGGAUUUGUAGUUCUGUCACUGCCCCCAGUGCCAUGAAACAGAGUACUGAUUUUUUUUAACUUUUUUUUUUUUAAUCCUAGUGGCCUGGAUAAUCACCAAUUAUUUACAUUUUCCAGCAUGGAAUUUCUGGUCUAUUAGGUUUGUGUUGAGAGUGGUAGCUGUAUUUAUGAAAUUUGUGGCAUAAGAAUAUAAUUCGGGGAAAUAUGUAUUUAUCCUUAAUAUUUCAGAAUAUACUUCUAUACAAAUCUCUUUGCAAGUGUAAGAUGAUUAAUAUAAUGCUGAUAAAUUCGUGAGAGAAUAUUAUUACAGGUUCAAUAGUAGUAUAAUUUUCUGUGGCUAGAUUGGUAAUCUCAUCUAGCUCAGCUGGAGCAUUCUAUAGCCUGGGAGUUCUGACCAAUAAAACCUAAAAGCCUUGGGAGCUUCUUAAUUGACGAAUCGGUGUUAUAACUGCUUCUGUGUCAUGUGUUAACAUUUCUAUAAAUACUUACCAGUCUCAAACUCCUCUCAAAUGUGCAUUUCCUUUUUUUUUUUUUUUUCCUUCUCAGUUCUUUAAUCCUAACUUAAACAUGCAAGUCUCCGAAGGAUUUUCAAUUUGUUUUAAAUUAAGGAAUUGCAAAGUGAAAUGUUGCACUUCACUGUUUUGCAGAGUGCAGCACAGUUCCGGAAAGAAAUAUAAAUUAAAAGCAUUUACUCUGAGAAAACCAUUACAGUUUUUGACACUGUCACGUCAAAUAGGAAUGAAACAAUAUUAACAGAUUGAAGGGGGAGGGGGGAGGUGGUUGCCAGGCUUUAUUAUUUGCUCUAAAGUAGGUAUUGCUCUCUUCUGGCUAUGUAGUUGUAACCUACAGUUGUGCCUUAUUGUCCCAGUGAGACUGGAUAUUGUAUUUAUCAAUCCAUAAAUAAACCUUCCACUGCAUA